Drosophila biarmipes is the source of this 894-nucleotide messenger RNA. RefSeq lists its product as uncharacterized. The transcript is spliced from 2 exons. Lineage: Eukaryota; Metazoa; Arthropoda; Insecta; Diptera; Drosophilidae. The record is from RefSeq and is a predicted model, not a curated record. The coding region runs from base 67 to 858 and encodes 263 amino acids.
UGUUCUCAGACAGUCAGGCAGUUGGAGUUAAUACACACUAAAACGCACACGUAGUCAAUACACAAAAUGGAACACAGAGUUGAGUUGUUAAAAGAAUCCAUGGCGGAUCGCAAGUUGGAGCGUAGAUCAGAAAGCAGGACAGACCGAAAAGUGGAAGCCGAGGAGCCCCAUCUGACGCAUCAGCUCAAGAAGCACUACGAGACGGAGGUGGAAGUUCUGGGCCUCCUCGUAGACCUGGAGUCCCGAUUCCGUCAGUACUACGAUCUGUAUCAGUGCGAAGUGCUGGCCCAGAAGACCCUAAUCGAACGGAUAUGGCUGCUGACCCAGCGCUAUCUAAUUCUGAUCAGCUCGGAGCAGAGCUGCAGAUACCCCGAGGUGUACACCUUGUCGACCGAAGAGGCGAUUAUAAAUGAGUACGAAGAGAAAUUGGAAGUGGUGCGGGCCUCCAACAACACCAUGAAGAACUCCCUGAUGGAAAUAAGUCAGCACUGCAAGCAGUUCUAUGCCGCCUACGACCGGCUGGACAAGACCCAGGAGACCCCGAUGAUCAUGGGCGACAGCCACCAUAGGAGCAUCAAGUACCACAAAAUGUUGGCCGUCGAUAUAUUCAACUAUCUGUACGCAAUGGUCCUGAAACUAAAGUGCUUCAUGCAUCAGCUGGACCCCGUCAAUCUGGAGAGUGUCGAGGAAUAUCGCGACUUGCUCCACAACGAGUCCCUGAUGGAAGAGUUCGACGAGUACCUCAAGAAGAACUUCGUCUACUGCCAGUGCCUGCGUCCGGCUCCAACUUGCCCGAUCCUGAAGCUGAAGUGUUCCCACCAAAACCUAGUAAAUUUGAAGUAUGUCAGUCGUAUCUAGUCAAGGCGCAAUAAAUGGAAGCCCUCUAAUACAAAA